Molecule: messenger RNA, 701 nt
Organism: Cylicocyclus nassatus
Lineage: Eukaryota; Metazoa; Nematoda; Chromadorea; Rhabditida; Strongylidae
Source: the annotation of a GenBank genome assembly
AUUUCAACGAAGACAGUCAGUAUGCUAUUGCCAAGAAAUAUUGUCUAGAAAGUAUGAAAUUAGCCUGCAAAGAAGCUGAACUUUGGGAGAACAACAUUAGGGGAUCCUCGUCCAGAGACAUGCGCUAUUUUCUCUAUAUUGGACGAAUCACUGAAGAGGAGAGUUUGUCACCAUACAUACCUCCUCCAGCGCCAAUGACAAUUCUUGAUACAGAAACACGGGCCAUAAUCAAGGUAGGAAUUAAGAAACAUGGAAGAGAACUGCAAACCUUUUUCAAAUGGAACCCUGUUGGAAAUGAUUAUAUAUUCUGGCAAGACGGUCAUGUGUACUACUCAGAAUCUGUGGAAUCCAAUCAAUCUGUACAAAUAACUGAUGGAGGUCCGAACAUGGUUCAUGGAACCCUUGAUUUAUUUCAUGUGGAUAAACUGCUUGGAGCAAAUACGGAAUCAGGAGAACGUGAUUUUGAGGAGCAAGGUGUUGGAUGGUCACCAAAGGGCGAAAAAGUUGCAAUCAUGAGCCAUGAAGUCAGUUCCAAUGAAAAAACGGUGCACAUGAUAAGUUAUUUUAUUGAAAGGAACUAUGCAAAAACUAUGGAAAUUAGAUACCCAAAAACUCAUGAAUUCUUACCAAGACAUGUUAUCAGUAUCUGGGAUAAACAAACUCGCACUUUGAAACAUAUGAAGGCUCAGCUCAAAAAUGAA